Hibiscus syriacus is the source of this 2659-nucleotide messenger RNA. RefSeq names its product auxin response factor 4-like. The record is from RefSeq and is a predicted model, not a curated record. Gene Ontology annotation, biological process: regulation of DNA-templated transcription; response to hormone. The transcript is spliced from 12 exons. Gene Ontology annotation, molecular function: protein binding; DNA binding. Lineage: Eukaryota; Viridiplantae; Streptophyta; Magnoliopsida; Malvales; Malvaceae. The coding region runs from base 1 to 2409 and encodes 802 amino acids. Gene Ontology annotation, cellular component: nucleus.
AUGGAAAUUGAUCUGAACCAUGCAGUGAAUGAGGUGGAGAGGACGACUGCAGUUUGCGAUUGGGAGGGUGACAAACUGAACUGUUUGUCCUUUUCAUCAUCUUUUUCAUGUUCUUCAAACUUAGCAUCACCACCAUGUCCAUCCUCUUCCAUUUACUUGGAGCUUUGGCAUGCUUGUGCCGGCCCCCUCACUUCACUCCCCAAAAUGAGAAAUCUUGUUGUUUACUUCCCUCAAGGUCACUUGGAACAAGUGGCUACUGUGUCUCCUUUCUCUCCUUUGGAAAUGUGCACCUUUGAUCUCCCCCCUCAAAUCUUCUGCAAAGUGGUGAACGUCCAGCUUCUUGCCAAUAAGGAGAAUGAUGAGGUCUAUACACAAGUCACUUUACUUCCUCAACCGGAGUUGGGAGGAGGGCCUAAUUUGGAGAGCAAGCAGCUGGAUGAACUAGCUGCGGAUGAAGGAGAUGAUGGAUCUCCUAAAAAAUCAACCCCUCACAUGUUCUGCAAGACGCUAACCGCGUCGGACACCAGCACUCACGGAGGGUUCUCCGUUCCUCGUAGAGCUGCAGAAGACUGCUUUCCGCUGCUGGAUUAUAAACAGACGAGGCCGUCACAAGAACUUGUUGCCAAGGACCUGCAUGGAAUUGAGUGGAGGUUUCGACAUAUAUAUAGGGGUCAACCGAGGCGACAUCUCCUUACUACAGGCUGGAGUAUUUUCGUGAGUCAGAAGAAUCUUGUUGCUGGGGAUGCAGUGCUCUUUCUGAGGGGUGAAGACGGCGAGCUUAGGUUGGGAAUUAGGAGAGUUGUACGACCAAGAAAUUGCCUCCCUGAAUCAGUUAUCAUGAAACAGAAUUCGUAUCCAAAUGUUCUUUCUCUGGUGGCGAAUGCAUUAUCCACUAAAAGCAUGUUUCAUGUCUUCUACAGCCCAAGGGCCAGUCAUGCAGAGUUUGUUGUACCCUUUCAGAAGUAUAUCAAAAGCAUAACAAAUUCAGUGUGCAUUGGAACAAGAUUCAAAAUGAUUUUUGAAAUCGAUGAUUCACCCGAGAGAAGGUUUAGUGGUGUAGUGACAGGAAUGGGGGACUUGGAUCCUUACAAAUGGCCCAAUUCAAAGUGGAGAUGCUUAUCGGUUCGGUGGGAUGAAGAGACUGUGAUCGAUCGCCAGAGAGUCUCACCUUGGGAAAUCGAUCCUUCUGUUUCUCUCCCACCUUUGGGUAUUCAAUCUUCACCAAGGUUGAAGAAAAUGCGAACAUGUCCGCAGGCUGUUGCUCCUGACACCCCCAUCAGAGGGGGGAAUAGAUUUUUGGACUUUGAGGAAUCUUUAAGAUCCUCUAAGGUCUUGCAAGGUCAAGAAAAUGUAGGUUUCGUAUCAUCCUUACAUGGACAUGAUACUGUAAACCUUCAGCUAGAUUUUGAGAUGCAAUCUCCUGUCGGUCAUCAAAGUCUGGCAUCAACAGGGAUCGAAAAGUGUAAUAUUAGCGAUUAUAUGAGGGUUCGCCCCACUGCUUAUGCAGGCUUUGCGGAAUCUAAUAGGUUUCCGAAGGUCUUGCAAGGUCAAGAAAUUUGCCCGUUAAGAUCCCUGACACAAAAGGCCGAUCUCAACCUUGGUGUUUGGGCGGAAACCAAUCUCGGUUGCAAUUCUUACAACAUGCAUCAAUCACAGAAAACCAAUUGCUAUCCACUAGCAUCGGAAGGCCUACGAAGUAUGUAUUUUCCUUAUAGUGAAUUUUACAAAACCGGCCAGGAACCGACAGUGAGCUCUUAUCCAUCUCCAAUUCUGAGAGGUAAUGUCCCAUUCAAUGCCUCGAUCAAGACAGGGGUAGGGGUUCUCGUGGACGGGGUCAGGAAACCAAACCCGCUGGAUGGGCAUAAGCUGUUGGAGAAUAUUCCGAGUCCUGCUCCCGAAAACAAUUCAAGGAACCAACAGGAGGACUCCUCGAAAAGAAAUGUUGCUGGAUGUAAACUCUUUGGGUUCUCCUUGAAUGUUGAGUCGCCUACUCCGAGCUCCCAAAAUUCUGGUAAGAGGAGUUGUACAAAGGUUCACAAGCAAGGCAGCUUGGUUGGAAGAGCUAUUGAUCUCUCGAAAUUGUACGGAUAUGAUGACUUGAUGACUGAACUCGAACGUCUAUUCAGUAUGGAAGGCUUUUUAAGUGAUCCAGAUAAAGGAUGGCGGGUUUUGUACACCGAUAGUGAGAAUGAUGUAAUGGUGGUUGGAGAUGACCCUUGGCAUGAAUUCUGUGAUGUGGUGUCAAAGAUCCAUAUCUAUACCCAAGAAGAAGUGGAGAAGAUGACAAUAGGAAUGGGGAGCGACGAUACACAAAGCUGUUUGGAACAAGCACCAGUGAUAAUGGAAGCAUCGAAGUCUUCCUCGGUGGGGCAGCCGGAUUCCUACUCUCCAACAGUAACAAGGGUGUGAAGAUUGUUGUUUGUUUUAAUGUUGUUGUAAUCGUCACCGUCGUGAUCGAUGUGUUUGCUAUGUCUGCUACAAGUUGUUAAAUUCUCUGACGAAGAUUUCUAUCUACCAAGUACUUGUCAUUUGUCAAUUCUGGAACAUAUAGCUAAAUGUGGGGUUUGUGGCAUGAUUAUUAUGGUAUUUGGACAAAGGAAGUGGAUUGAAGGUGAUUCAAGCUUUUGGUGUUUUGCAAAUGGUACAUGCAUUUUGUGUU